UUCCUUGCAGGCCCGCGCCCGGAGCGCUGAGCUGCCGCUUCCCGUCGGAGGGUGUGUGACUUUGCGCAGCCCCGCUUACCCUACGCAAGAGCCGACGGAGGAGCAACAGCCGCAGCCCGAGCCGCCUCCUCCACUUCCGAGCAGGCGCAGCGGCGGGGCGCGGGUGGGGCGAGACCUCCGCCGCCGGGCCGCGGGGCUCGGCAGGAGCCGGUGAGGCGGCAGGACGGAGCCCGCAGCCACGGUGCUAAGAAUACAUUUGAAUGAUCAUGUAUCUCAAAAAGAAGUAAGCUUUGAAUGGACUUGAGCCUUCCUCCUUGAUUUCUGCAUUAUCGGACGCUCCCAGAUCCAGAAGUGCUAGGGUACUUCAUUUCCUUAUACUGCUAAGCCACAAAGCCUGCAAUCAUGUCCCUGGAUGACAUCCACAUGAGCACAGAGGAUUUGCUUGAAAAACAACAAAUAGAUGCUGGAGGAUACGGAACAAUUUCUUUAUGCCUUCACAGGACACAUGGAUAUGUAGUAUUAAAAAAAGUGUAUACAGGACCCCAGCGCACUGAAUGUAAUGCUUCCCUUCUUGAAGAAGGCAGGAUUAUGCGCAAUCUGCAGCAUGACCGUGUGGUAAAACUACUAGGUGUAAUUUUGGAAGAUGGAAACUACUCACUUGUGUUGGAGUACGUGUGCCGGGGCAACAUGAUGAAAGUGCUACAAAAAUUCCCAAUACCUUUGUCAGUGAAAGGGCGUUUCAUCCUGGAGAUCAUAGAAGGUAUGCUUUAUCUACACGCGCAAGGCAUAGUACACAAAGACCUAAAACCAGAAAACAUCCUUGUGGAUAAGGACUUCCACAUUAAGAUUGCAGAUCUUGGUGUUGCUUCCUUUAAGAACUGGAGCCGGCUGACCAAAGAAGAGACCUGCCGACAGAAGAAAAUCAAGAGCGCUUCCCAGAACAAUGCUGGGACCCUUUUCUAUAUGGCCCCAGAGCACUUAGACAAUGUUAAUGUAAAACCUGUGGAGAAAUCAGAUAUUUACAGCUUUGGCAUUGUAAUCUGGGCGAUUUUUGCUAACAAAGAGCCAUAUGAGCAUGGUAUAAAUGAAGCCCAUAUUUACUUUGGAAUCAUUCGUGGAAACAGACCAGACAUAGAGGAAAUCACUGAGGAAUGCCCAGAUGAAAUUAUUAUCAUAAUGAAACAAUGCUGGGAGCAAGAGGCAGAGAAACGGCCUACCUUCGCAGAAGUUGCUAAAAAAUACAUGCCCUUUUACUAUAAAAAUCUAGAAGAAAAUAUUGAAGACGAUCUGAAGAAGAUAGAAGAAACGUGGCCCGAGUCAGAAGAAUUGCUGCAAGGGAUGAAAUCCCUUCAAAUAGAUGCUUCACCAGUGGAUACCAGUAAUGGCCAAACAGAUCAGCCUAGGUCUCUACGCAGCUAUGAGGAUCAGAUUAACGAAGCCUUGUUUGCUGCCUGCCCUGAGAACCAGCCUGUUGAGAGCUGUGAGACUUCGUUUAUGUCCUCUGACAAUCUAGAAAGAAAACUUGAACGUGAAUACGACUACCACGCAUUUGGCAGCCGGAUGGAUAAAUCAGUUCCACCUGCAAUAUACACCUCUGAAAUGAGAGAGAAAGAAAGGAGACGAAAAGUUUCCCAUGAUCCAUUUGCAAAGGUGUCUUCUGUUCCUCAGUGGAGUGAACUGUAUCACAAAGCUGAAAACAUAGGAUCAAACACUAAUCCUUGGUUUUGGCCACCACAAGUUGCAGCAGCCACACAGGGAAAUUUAGAUCAUUUUUAUGGGUCAAAGCUUAACAAUCUCCUACCAGGAAACACGGAAGAUCUCCAUGAACCAUGUUCACCCAAUGCCUUUAGCCUAAGCAAAUAUCCUGUGCCAGAAUCUCGCCCAAACCUGGGGUCACAGAGCAGUGUAACCCAGCAACAGAAGAAUGCAGACACGGAUACAGGUAUCAAGGUUUCUGCUUCUUUCACAAGGGGAACUUUCACAUAUUAUCCUCCUGCACCUCCAAUAACCAGAGAAGAUUCAGUCAUGUACAACAUAACUAACAGCUCCGGAAUUCAAAUUGGAUCCCACAAUCACAUGAAGAUUGAAGAGCAGAAUCAACACAUCAGCGCUUCUUCUCUUGCUACAGAAGCAUCUUACUCACAUUAUAAAUCAACGGGUAUAUUUGACAAUAAUACUGCCUUGACUGAGAAGCAGCUGAAUCUAGUGAGAGAAAAUUUAUCUAAACAGUGGAAGCACUGUGCUCGUGAACUAGGGUUCAGCAAUUCCGAAAUUGAUGAAAUUGAUCACGACUAUGAACGAGAUGGACUAAAAGAAAAAGUUUACCAAAUGGUGCAUAAGUGGGUAAUGAGGGAAGGCUCCAAAGGUGCUACAGUUGGGAAAAUUGCCAGAGCCCUCUUUGCCUGCCGAAAACUGGAUCUCCUUGAUGGCUUGAUGCGAAUGAAAGAGGAAUAAAUUGACUGAAACCGGAGAGGGGGGAAAACAGGAUAUUUGUACCCGAAGACCUUCCAAUAACAAAUUAUUCCGAACAGACUUUCUGGAGUUUUUUGCACAGACUUUUCCUCUUUGGAAUGGAUUUUUCUGCCAAGCAGUUUUCAGUGAAUACCUCCAGCAACUCAAAAAGUUUGUGUCAAGAUAAUUAGGUCUUCCUGAUGUUAAAGUUAGGUAUUUUCCUUCCGGGAGGGAAAAUUAAAAACAAAGAUUUUCGAAACAUGAUACAAAAGGCAUUAAUAACACUGAUUCAAGGAAGAUAAGUUGUACACAAUUCCUAGUCUAUCUUUAAAUGUGAUGAACUAAACUCUUCACAGGUUCUGAACAGAAAGUACGUCAUUUCAGCAAUGACAGUGGAUCAGUAAGAAUAUGAAAGACUGGCUCACUGUUUGAAAGACUUGGACAGAAAGCAAAAUCAACCCUUAAAUUUUGCCAAUACUUACAAGGCUACUGCUAUCCCAGAUUGCUCUAAGUUAAUGUGCUAUUAUUUUUAAAUCUUUUUAUAAUGUUCAUUACAUAUCUAGCACUAUGCUGAAUAGAAGUGUGAAUAAAAGCAAGAAUGAUUUUUUUGGUUGAAAAA
Messenger RNA from Numida meleagris (helmeted guineafowl), 3070 nucleotides. RefSeq names its product receptor interacting serine/threonine kinase 1 (gene RIPK1). Gene Ontology annotation, molecular function: JUN kinase kinase kinase activity; ATP binding; protein binding. Bases 403 to 2454 code for a protein of 683 amino acids. NCBI's taxonomy places the organism in Eukaryota, Metazoa, Chordata, Aves, Galliformes, Numididae. The transcript has 13 exons. Gene Ontology annotation, biological process: protein phosphorylation; signal transduction. The record is from RefSeq and is a predicted model, not a curated record.